CACCAUCGUGACUCUUCUGCUUCUGGUCUCGUCUUUGAUCAUGUUUCCUCAUCCAACACCUCCGACUACGCAACACCUUGUGGAGGUCCAUCUCAACGCGUCUCAUUUGAAACAGCUGCUGUGGUGCCAACAGCCACACCGGAAAUGUCUGCCAAUAAUUCUAUUCAACUGAAUGCUACCUCUCCUCUUUAUGAAGAACCUGUCAGCUUCAUUCAGCGUCUUUCUUCAGUUACGUCUAGUCAGGAUGAACCCAUUCCUGGUUACAGUCCUGAACACAGACAACUCAGUCAUCCACAGUUGGGGACUCAAAACCGACACUCUCUUUCCUCUCAACAUGAAUCCCUGGUCUCUUCCACAUCUCUAUCCAAUCACCUUCAACAAUCAACACCUUCGGUGAAUGAAGGAUCGCCUAUUGCUCCCACUUAUCCAACUGUUAUUGAGACCCCAGUUCCUGAUACCACUGAUCUUGGGACGCUUUUGCUUCCCAAGAAAUCAUCAACCUCCUCCCGCCGCGGGGUAGCCCCUCUAUACACUAUAUCCGGUGCCCUUUACCAUCGCUACAAGCCGAAUAAAUGGACUCGCUUGGGUUACUGUGUACUCACUCCCGAUGCCCACCUUCUCGGAUUCCGCUCUUCAGCCAACCAGUCCGCCUCUCCAGCAGUUAGCCUCUUUGUUGCUGCUGCUUCCACUGUAGCUGUCUAUGCAGGGCGGGAGUCUGGAAUGCAACAUGUCUUUAAGGUGACUCAUUCAGCGGGGCUUGUAGGACCGAAUAGUGGGGACUCUGAAUUACUUGCAGUAUCUACCCAUGGUGGAAGAGCUUUGGUAUUUGCGACAGACUGUGAGGAAGAGGCCCUGGCAUGGAUUGAUCAAAUAAACCAAUACGCCCAAGGUGUCACUCCUAGUCGAGUGGAAUCCUUCACCAACCAUUUUUGUCGCCGUCAGUCCACCUCUACCCACCGUCAACACCGUCGUCGACCAAGCGACAUUGGUGCUGACGUCCUCUCAUUGAAUGACUUCCCUCGAGUCGCUUCCACUGUCUCUGUGGUUCCCUCUCCUCGGCGAAAGAGUGUUGUGGUUCUAGCUGGCUCUAGAAUGGAGACGAAAUCAUCCAGACCCCAUAGUUUAUUCCUUCCGCAUGCUUAUACUUCACCGAAUUCGAUGGAGAAUCAGCAAAAAGCACCAACACUUCCUCUUCUACCUUCGAAUAGUUUCGAUCAUAGUCAGGAAGACAGUGGAUUCUCGGGUUUAAUCUCCUCCAGUAGUUCUGCUACAGACGGAACCACUGGUGAACCCGUCACGGAGCAACGAAUUCCUCUUACUAUCGGUCCGAAUUCUAACAUCCUUCGGCAUCAGCGUUACAGUGUCGCAUCAACAGCCUCCCCCUCCAUUUCUGCCUACGACCUCCUUCAAUCUCGCGCUUCAGGGCUUCUCUCUUCUGUCAGACGUAAAGUUGCCGACUCCCUCAACCUUCCAAAACGAAGAUCCCUUAUUCUUCCCCCUCGAACUGAAGAUUUACUGAAUGCUAAUCAAUCGCCUUCUUCUCCUCAAAUUCCUCGUCAAGGAGGUAGCGAUGGUGGUCUGGUGGGCUGGACACAAAUGGAUACUGUACUUGCUAAUGAUUCUGGAAGUUAUCUCUCUGCAGAUUGUUCGGUCGCUUCUCCAAGAACAAGGUCGUGGAGAAGUAUUCGUGGAAAACAACAGCAAGUAAAGUUGGUUGCUGCUUCUUCUAGAAAGUCUUCUGAUCCACCUCCGAUAGAUGACUCUGUAUUGGCUGGCGAUAUCUUCAUCUCUAUUCCUGGUCGCCUCUCGUGGACCCGGCGAUAUUGCGCUCUUCGUUGUUCCAAUCUCGAGAUAUACGCCUCCACCCUCGCUUCCACACCUUCCUCAAAUAGUGAUCCCAAUGCCCCCUCAUGCCAGCCGCUCCUUGUCCUGUGCCUCCCUCUUCAGCCUGGUGUUGUUGAAGUCUCUCCCGCAGCUGACAAGCGUCACCCCUCUGCUGUGCGUCUAUCUGCUCCCGCUCUCUCUCCACAUCCGCUAUUGCUGGAUGCUGGAGACACAAUUAUCAUGGGUCGGUGGAUUCGGGGAAUUAUUGAAGCUCUCGGACACAUAAGAUCAGGCCAGGUUCCUUCCACUUCAAAUCGGCAUUCUGAAAUUAUCACCCCGCCCUCUCCGGAACCGAUCUACGAUGAAGUAGCUUCUGUAACAAACUCCUCGAAUCUCUCUAAGCGUUGGACAUGGACGUCUUCCUCCGUCUAUCGACCAGUUGUCAUGGAGAUGACCCCCUUACCAACACUGCCCUCAGCAGGACCUAGUAGUCCUACAGGAAGUUCACAUAACGGUGGGGGAACUACUGCUUGUGGGGCUGGUGGGAUUUAUUCUAGUAUUUACUAUGAUUCUGUUGUCCCGGUGGAGGAAGAUGAUUGUGAAGUGCAAGAGGAGGAGGAUAUUGAUAAUGAUGCUAGUGAAAUUCGACUGCAUUCGUCCUCUCUUCAUUCUCGGACUUCACAUGACAUGCUGUCAAGGUCCUUCUCAAGUCUCCAAGUCGCUUCUUCUUCUGAUGAUUCAACGGGUUAUUCCAACUCCCUUCUAAGAAACCGAGAGGAUCUUAGUUGUGGUCUGAGGCUUCGCAGUUAUAAAAGUCUUGAUUGGAAUUUUUCUGCGAGUUUUUCACAGGAAACUGAACUACCAGCAACUCCACAGUGUAUAUCCGAUGAUAAAGUCACUUCAUUUCUGGAGAUGAAUUCCGUUGCUUCUGCCACUCCAGAAGUGUCCGUUGCACGUAGCUAUUCAUAUGCCGCCCAGACAAAUAAUCAGGAGAAAAUUGAGGAAGGAGAUUUGCCGACUCCCCGAGGAAUAACGAUUCCUCUUGGACGUGUUGGAGCUUCGCCGCAUGAUCCACCACCCAUUGAUGAAGUGAAACAAAAUAAAGUGGAAACCUUCAACGCGAGUGAUUUUGCUGAUGGUAUUGAGGAAGCAUUGAAUGCUAUUGUAAGUUUUUUAUUUGACGUUUAUUUAAUUUCAGGAAUGCCUAGUACUUAUUUAAUUCCUAAUUUCCAUUUCUUUGUACCUAUUAUUCCCUAUCUGAACCAUCAUAUAGAUGCAGUAACCAACGCUUCAUACUACAUUUCCUCUCCACCCUCUUCUCAACCGUCUUCACCAUUUCCAAAUUUGGUUCAACGCAACCAACAAACCUCACGGCAACGCGGACCUUCUAAAAGACGUAGAAACAAUCGUAGGAGGAAUUGA
Molecule: messenger RNA, 3246 nt
Organism: Rodentolepis nana
Lineage: Eukaryota; Metazoa; Platyhelminthes; Cestoda; Cyclophyllidea; Hymenolepididae
Source: the annotation of a GenBank genome assembly